UCGGACUUUUGCCAAGAUCUCUGAAAACUCCGGUCGCUGACUUGGACAACCACCAGUCCAUCGCACACACGGCAUCAGACGAAGGGCAAGGACAUGGCGAACAAGCCUCCCCCCAAUGAUCAAUCCAAGACUUGCUGAGCCUUGACGGAACGCGAAUACCCAACACUCUUCCAGUCACAUUUCAACGGACUUGAUUUCCUCUUAUUAAAUAAACCUCCGAGAAUUGGUCUCCAUCGUUCCCCUACUUCCCACAGCCGUACCACUUGCGCACAAGACAGAAUCUCUAAUCGGGGAGAACAGCAUCGUGCCGGCGGAGAAGUCAGAGGAUCUUCAAUAUCCGCCGUUCUCUAUAGGAGUUUUCCAAAGGCCUUUCUCGGCUCCGGGUCCGGUUCACAGUCUUCCCGCACCAUGUCUACCGCGUCGUCUCCCACUAGAUCGACGAAAAGUCCUUCGCCGGAGACUACCCGCGUCCCUUCCAUAGCCAAAUGGGGAGCCGCCUGCGCGCCGUGUGCGACCGCAAAAGCAAAGUGUCUUCGAUCCAAUACGACGCCCGGGUCAAAGUGUGAUAGAUGUGAGCGGCUCUUCAAGCAUUGUUCGGUUCAGAUACACAGGCCAAGGAAGAAGAGGCAGAGCAGGCCAUCGAAAACAACCCAGCUUGAAGAGCGUCUCAACCGCCUGGUCAACACCCUAAGAGUAUCAGGAAACGUGUCCACCCUCCCGAGUGGCCCAUCAACCGGCCAGCCAGUGUUGACAGGCCCAUCGAGACACUCAUACCCAAUCUCCAAUCCGCCAGUCUCCCUACUCUCAGGACAACCAAUACCGGCGGACUUCUACUCCCAAAGCCGCGUCUCCCCUUGGGAUGUCGAAGACCUCUCCGACAUCAGACCCAUCAACAUCCCCGAGACCUACAACUCAUUCGUGCCCCCGACAUGCAUAUGCAAGCCCGAGCCGGGAGAAGCCCCGCCCCCUCCCGACACGGAUGAGAACCUUCUCAAGAUCUACCGCACCAAGCUGGCGCCGUGCUUCCCGUUCGUGCUGGUGCCGGAUGACGUCUCCGCCACCACGCUCGGUGCGACAAGGCCAUUUUUGAUGGCUGCUAUCCGCAUGGUCUCGUCGUAUCGGAGCAUGAAGUCAAUGCGGGGGCAGAUGUAUCGUCUCUUGAAUCACGUUGCUGAUCAUAUGCUUCUGAGAUCGGAGAGGUCAUUUGAUUUGCUGCUUGGAUUGGUGGUUAUGCUGGGCUGGUUUCAUCAGCAUUGCAUCGCUCACGCUCAGCUAAACCAGCUUGUCUCGCUGGCGACGUGUCUUGUUGGGGAGCUGGGGCUGAAAAGAAGCCCUUGUUUGCCGGAGCGGACGAGGUUGUUGGUUAUGAGGCCUUGGGAGUUGCGGGAACGCACAAAUGAGGAACGGAGGUUGUUGUUGGCGGUGUGGUAUCUGAGCUCAUGCAUCUCGAUGGAUAUUCACCAGAUCGAUUCUAUGAGAUAUUCGGGAUACAUGCAGCAAUGUUUGCGAGAACUCGAAGAUGACGUGGAGUAUGAGUCGGAUAUUCAUCUUGGCUACAUUGUUCGGAUACAAAGGCUCUGCGAGAGGAUCUCAGACCUAAGGUCCAAAGACUAUCUAGACGAAGAAGGGGACGCGAGUACACGGGCGCCUCUCUCAGCCUACGUCUCUGGGUUCAGAGCGGAGUGGAACAAACUCCAAACCAGCAUGCCUCCAAAGACCGUAGCCUACCUCCAAGUACGAAUGGCAACCCUGCGUCUCCGUAUUCACGAACCCCCCAGAAUCGACGCCGAACUCCUCGCCUCCCUCUCCAAAUCCCUCGACUCUAUCAGCGCAGGUUCAACAUCCGCCCUCGACGCCUUCUACCAAUCCAAUGCGGCUCUCAAAGGCUGGUUCGAAACCUGGCUCUCCGUACCCCAAGAGUUCUUCUACUGUAUCCCCAUCUCGAUAGCCUCGCACAUGGUCUACGCCGUUAUGAUGAUGAGCCGCUGGUCCUGGCUUACAACAAGAGGCAAGACACCGCCCGAGCCGCAGGCUGACCCCGCCGACCCGUCAGAGGAUAACCCCAACGUCGCGCUUGCGGCCAUGGAAGCCGCCAUAAGCCCCAAUACUCCCGCAUCGACGUCGACUCCGUCCGCUGAGACGAAGGGGUCUUCGCCGUGGCAGACGACGUUGCCCGACAAGGAUCUGCCUCAGGUCUUGGCUGCGCUUAAGGCACAGCUUUCCACGCAGCCUGACCUGAUGCUCGACGUGGAGGGGUACCUCAACCGGAUUGUUGCCCAGCUCCAGACCAUUGACGCGUUGUACUCCGAAAUGUCCGUCGACGAGGGCGAGUGGCGUGGAAACAUCUGGAGCCUGGGUGCGACAAAGGUCAAAAUUGCGAUGCUGAGACAGCAGAGGUGGUCCAAGGUCAUCGCCUCGCAGGCGGAGGAGCGAGAGCUGGAGAUCCAGGGCGCGGGAGGGGAGCAGCUCGGGCUAGGGGAGAUUGAGAUGCAGGAGAACUUCCUUGCGUCGUUGCAGAUGCCUGAGUGGGAUGCGAGUAUGGUAUGGGAUCCGCACACGUAUUAUGAUUCCAUGCCUCAGGACCCGGCGCUCUGGAGUGAUGUUGUUCCCGGGGAUCAGGACUGGGGGACGGGAGUGAAUGGGAUGGGAGGGAUGGGGUCGCUGGGACACAUGCCGGAGGGAAGAUAUAUGUAAGUUGUGUAGCUUGUAAGAUAGAGAUGUUAGAGUAAUUGUCUAGAUUUCAACGAAACUUACGAUUUGGUCAAGUCUGGCAUCGUGUCAAAUCAGUCAACUAAUGUGCCAGAGAUGAUGUUGUGGAUCGAGGGCUCCAUCAGGAGAUGUGGGCCUCGAGCCCUAUAUAUCUCGGCAACUUUCUCGGGAAUAUUAUCUGGCGUUGUGGCAGAGUGGUCUAAUGCGCAAGACUAGAAAUCUUGUUCCUUCG
Molecule: messenger RNA, 2941 nt
Organism: Colletotrichum acutatum
Lineage: Eukaryota; Fungi; Ascomycota; Sordariomycetes; Glomerellales; Glomerellaceae
Exons: 5
Coding region: 409-2694 (761 amino acids)
Biological process (GO): regulation of DNA-templated transcription
Cellular component (GO): nucleus
Molecular function (GO): transcription cis-regulatory region binding; zinc ion binding; DNA-binding transcription factor activity, RNA polymerase II-specific
Source: RefSeq, a predicted model, not a curated record